Rhodamnia argentea is the source of this 1335-nucleotide messenger RNA. Its product is annotated as alpha carbonic anhydrase 8. The coding region runs from base 144 to 818 and encodes 224 amino acids. Lineage: Eukaryota; Viridiplantae; Streptophyta; Magnoliopsida; Myrtales; Myrtaceae. The record is from RefSeq and is a predicted model, not a curated record. The transcript has 2 exons.
CGCCACUUCUCCUGAAUCCGCCAGCACUGAUCAUUUUCUCCUUCUCCUUCUUUCCUCUCCUUCUUCAGAUCCCCAUCUCUCUCUGUCUCUCUCUCUCUCUCGAAGUUGUUUUCUCGUUGUACUUGUGAGUCUUUUGGUGGUGGAUGGCAAGAAGCAACAAGUACAGUUCCAUCAACUUCAACGACAUCUACGAGAAGAAGAUCUCAUCCUCCUCCACCCCCACCAAAAACCAGUCUUCCAAGCCUCCUCCUCCUUCUUCUUCUUACUCGUCUGCAACAUCGCCUCAUAAUGCCCUCACCAACGGUCCCUACAAAGCCCACCUCACCCAGGGUCGCAUGCUUGUCCUGACCCGACCCACACCCACGCCCACACCCGCACCCAAACCCAUCACCGCCCCGCCUCCUCCUCAGCCAACCCCAUCGCCUCUUCCUGCCCAGAACUGCUCCGAGCCGGAGCCGGAGCCAGACCCCAUCUCCCUUCGCCCACUUGGUCGAACCGGAACCGGCUCGGCGCUCCCUUGUCGGGUCCCGGUGCUGGACAGGGACAAGGAGGCCUUGUUCGCUGUGACGUCGCCGAAGCCGGACAAGUUCGUCCCGCCGCACCUUAGGCCCGGCUUUGCGGGGAAGGAGGAGAGGCCAGCACCGGGCGUCCGAGGAGAGCCGGUCCCGAGGCAGCAGGGGUAUUACGGAUCUCCCGGUCGGUAUGCAGAGGAUGGGCGGCCCAAAUCAGGCGGGUACGAGGGGAUGAAGGGAGGCGGCCAGGCGGAUCUGAACCGGACGAGCUCGUUUGGGAAUAGGCCGAGCUCGAGUGGAUGGUAAUGAUCCUUAACAUGAAGUGGAAGAAUUUCUUGUCAAGGAUCAAAUUGGAACUUUGCUGAAGCUGGAGAUGUAUUGUUCAUCCUGAUGCUCCUGGCUCAGUUAUCUCCAGAAAUGGCGUCGGUUCUCCAUACAACCCCCCAAAUUAGAUGGAGUUACACUGAAUCAUCUGACCAGUGCACCUCAUGACAAACAUUGUUCAGUACAUCAUAGAUUGAUGUGUAGGAAAAAAUGCUCGAGACUCCAAGUCUCCAUCUCACUCCUCUGUGGGCUCUGUUUAGUGUUUACAUGAUGACACGGACAAAGGUGCAAAUGAAUUAUAGAAUUUGCUUUGCUGUUUAAUAUGUUACUUAAAAUAAGGCAAGCCGGCAUGUCUGGAACCUUAUUUAUGAAUAUGUUCAGCUAUGGUUGUACUCAAAGCUACUGUUCUGUUCGCAGUGGUAUUACUCUUCGUGUUUCAUCUUGUUGAAGUAUUUAUACCAAUACAAUACAUGUUCAACUGUGUGCCAUAGGUUGAGAA